CCCCCGCCAUGGGUCGGAAGCGCUGCGUGGGGGGAGACGGCUCCAAGAUGGCGGCGGGUUGCUGCGGGGUGAAGAAGCAGAAACUCUCCAGCUCCCCCCCGUCGGGCUCGGCCGGCCCGGGCGGCGGCGGCGGCUCCCACUGCGGCGGGGCGGCGGCGGGCGGCGUCGAGCCGGGGUCGCUCCCCCCGCCGGGCAGCGCCCGCCUGAACGGCCUGGGGGGGCUGGCGGGGGGCGCCGCCGGCUGCGCCCUGGCGCCGCCGCUGCCGCCCAGCUGCGGCGGGGGCCCCGGCGGCCUCUCCGGCCCGGCCGCCGCCGCGCUGCUCGCCUCGCCCGGGGCCGGGCCCGGCGGCUGCAGGAAGAUGGUGGUGUCGGCCGAGAUGUGCUGCUUCUGCUUCGACGUGCUCUACUGUCACCUGUACGGAUACCAGCCCCCGCGGAGCCCCCGCUUCACCAACGACCCUUACCCACUCUUUGUAACUUGGAAGAUUGGUCGAGACAAACGAUUACGUGGAUGUAUAGGUACCUUUUCUGCCAUGAACCUGCAUUCAGGACUCAGGGAGUACACGAUUACUAGUGCCCUUAAAGAUAGCCGAUUCCCCCCAAUGACGAGGGAGGAGCUGCCACGACUUUUCUGCUCAGUGUCUCUACUUACUAACUUUGAAGAUGUCUGUGAUUACAUGGACUGGGAGGUGGGUGUACAUGGCAUUAGAAUAGAAUUCAUCAAUGAAAAAGGAUCAAAACGCACCGCCACCUACUUACCGGAGGUUGCAAAGGAGCAAGGAUGGGACCAUAUUCAGACCAUAGAUUCCUUAUUGAGGAAAGGAGGCUACAAAGCUCCAAUUACAAAUGAUUUCAGGAAAACUAUAAAACUGACCAGGUACCGUAGUGAGAAGAUGACCAUGAGCUACACGGAAUACCUUGCCCACCGCCAGCAUCAUCACUUCCAGAACGGCAUUGGGCACCCCCUUCCAUCAUACAACCAUUAUUCCUGACACUGAGCCGCAUGACCAGUCCCUGGACCUCUCAGCUGACCUCUUCCCAGGAGACCCCGCCCCCUCUUGGUCUAGUUAUCUCUAUUACUGUACCAUUUUAUGAUGAUAGUUUCCGUUGCCAGGAUGACGCUUCUCCGUGGCAGGUUAAGUUCAUCAUGGCAACGGGUGGAAAUGCUACAUCAUUACAAAGAGCCCUUCAUUCUCUUGUUUUUAAUUAUUGAGUCACU
Molecule: messenger RNA, 1219 nt
Organism: Euleptes europaea (tarantolino)
Lineage: Eukaryota; Metazoa; Chordata; Lepidosauria; Squamata; Sphaerodactylidae
Gene: AMMECR1
Product: AMMECR nuclear protein 1
Exons: 6
Coding region: 9-992 (327 amino acids)
Cellular component (GO): nucleus
Source: RefSeq, a predicted model, not a curated record